Molecule: messenger RNA, 1038 nt
Organism: Pomacea canaliculata
Lineage: Eukaryota; Metazoa; Mollusca; Gastropoda; Architaenioglossa; Ampullariidae
Product: ADAM 17-like protease
Exons: 11
Coding region: 20-937 (305 amino acids)
Biological process (GO): membrane protein ectodomain proteolysis; Notch signaling pathway
Cellular component (GO): plasma membrane
Molecular function (GO): metalloendopeptidase activity
Source: RefSeq, a predicted model, not a curated record
UAGUUUUCACAGCGACAUCAUGCAGUUCUGCUUAGCGCACUUGUUUACAACCACUCUUUUCAAGGACUACAAUAAUAGGUUUGGCUUAGCAUACCUAGGCAAUACAGGGAGAUCUGGAGGAAUAUGUGCAGGACGAAGUGGAGACAUGUAUCGUAGAACCGGCUGGACGACUUCUAAGUAUGGAAAAGGAUGGAUUCUUGUUGGGUUAAGGCAUAGGAUAACCACCAUUCACGAGCUUGGGCACAACUGGGGUGCUCCACACGAUCCACCAGGCGAAUGUUCUCCUAACGACCAAGAAGGUGGUCGCUACGUCAUGUUCGCGAAUGUAGUACCAGGAACCCACCCCAAUAACUGGCGCUUUUCGCCAUGCAGCAUAGACUAUAUUUCACCUGUGCUGAGAUCGGUAAGCCAGGAAUGCUUUAUAGAAAGUGAUAAAGAUGAAAUUCCAUGCGGCAAUGGAGUCGUUGAUUUUCUAGAAGAAUGCGAUGCAGGUCCAGACGGUCUGGAGGGCAAAGACAAAUGCUGCAGCAGCAUCUGUCUGCUCAGAGAAAACGCUAACUGCAGUGAUUUCAACAGUCAGUGUUGCCGAAACUGCACUACUGCUCCAGCGGGAACCAAAUGUAAAAGAGACCCCGAUAAUCAGUGUAUAGAAAGUUCAAAGUGCGAUGGCUCUGGACUUCUUUGUCCUCAUUCUGUCCCUGUUCCCGAUGGCACUGCUUGCCAAGACAGUCGUGUAUGUUUUGAAGGCAAGUGUCUUUCCUCGUGUGAAGUGCUUGAAAAAAAGAACGGGAGGACCUACAAUCAGUGCCAGUGCCAAGAUGAUAUUAAUGCCUGCAAACACUGUUGUCAGGAGGUCCUUGGCAACGAAAACAAAUGUUUACCAACUGUAACGUCUCUUGGCUUUCGAGAACCCUGCUACAAAGGUUGUAUGCAAUGAACAUAUAAAGUGCGUGCCAAAGGAGGAUGUUCCUUGCGGCAAUGGUAUCUUAGACAAAAACGAAGAAUGCGACGUAGGAGAGAGCGUCGUGAAAAACCAAG